AUGAAUCUUGGGAUGAGGUUGCAAAGAAAUAUAUUUAUUGAGAUUCAACCAAUUGUUAGAGGUAAUGUUUCAUAUUUGGUUUGUUUGAAAUACCACAGUAGUACACUUUUAUCAAACAAGUUAAUUUUAACAUUCUUUUGCUAUACUGGUAUGGGCUCUUUAACAAUUCAAAAACUUGAAGAUUUAUUUUGGAAAACAAUUGAAAAACAUAAAGUAUCCGUCGCAUUCACUGGUCCACACACUUUCCAAAUACCCGUGAAUUUACAUUCAACCUAUAAUUUAUCAAGUGGUGUACCUUCAAUUUUCAUUAAACCAUCAAUACUUUCACCAGAGUUGGUAAAUGAGAAUGAAAUUGGUGGAUUUUCAUUUAAAUUACCAAUACCAUCAAGUUUUGCAAUUUCAUUUUAUAAAAAUAAUGAAAAAUAA
This is a messenger RNA of Dictyostelium discoideum AX4, 426 nucleotides long. RefSeq lists its product as hypothetical. The transcript has 3 exons. The record is from RefSeq and is a predicted model, not a curated record. Bases 1 to 426 code for a protein of 141 amino acids. Lineage: Eukaryota; Evosea; Eumycetozoa; Dictyosteliales; Dictyosteliaceae.